UUCUCCUCUAGUCUAUACUCCCAUCCUAACCCGUCCCCUCCUCUCUCGCACUGUACAACGAUGGCGAUUUCCUCACUGCAAAAACUCGCCUCUCAGAUUACGAAAAAUCCCUCCGCAGCCCUCUUCUCUCGCGCCCUAAUUACCCGAUCUUCUGCCUCUACUUCAGCCAAGGUCUCGGAUCGACUCGUCAAGCUUUUCGCAGUGGAUCCGGACGGCAUCAAGCGCCAGGUAGUGGGGCUCUCGGGUCAAACCCUUCUCAAGGCAUUGACCAACCAGGGUUUGAUCGACCCGGACUCCCACCGGCUUGAAGAGAUCGAUGCGUGCUCGGCCGAAUGCGAGGUGCACAUCGCCCAGGAGUGGCUCGAGAAGCUACCCCCUCCUACUUAUGACGAGCAGUAUGUAUUGAGGAGGAAUUCUCGUUCCAGGGUCAUGAAUAAGCACUCCAGGCUCGGUUGCCAGGUGGUUCUCACUCCUGAGCUGCAAGGUAUGGUUGUCGCCGUGCCUGAGCCCAAGCCGUGGGACAUUCCGUAAUAUCUUGAUCCCGAGAACAGUCACUGCGCGGUCAGUUUUAAGGAUUUAUUUGAAUAAUGGGGACAAAAUACUUUCCAAACCAGACUGUGUUGAAUAUUUUGAUGGUUAAUUUGAUUGUUGCAGUAAAAUGGUGUUGUUCUUGGAUGAAAUUUGAGAAAUUGGAUUAUUUAUUAUUCAUAUAUGUUGGCGUUCUAUGUUGUGGCCC
Olea europaea var. sylvestris is the source of this 736-nucleotide messenger RNA. RefSeq names its product ferredoxin-2, mitochondrial. Gene Ontology annotation, molecular function: 2 iron, 2 sulfur cluster binding. The coding region runs from base 61 to 531 and encodes 156 amino acids. Gene Ontology annotation, biological process: P450-containing electron transport chain. Gene Ontology annotation, cellular component: mitochondrion. The record is from RefSeq and is a predicted model, not a curated record. Lineage: Eukaryota; Viridiplantae; Streptophyta; Magnoliopsida; Lamiales; Oleaceae. The transcript has a single exon.